Messenger RNA from Aureobasidium melanogenum CBS 110374, 2598 nucleotides. RefSeq lists its product as uncharacterized. The coding region runs from base 1 to 2598 and encodes 865 amino acids. NCBI's taxonomy places the organism in Eukaryota, Fungi, Ascomycota, Dothideomycetes, Dothideales, Saccotheciaceae. The transcript has 2 exons. The record is from RefSeq and is a predicted model, not a curated record.
AUGGAUUUUUGGACCAAACUCAUCAGCGGCGUGAGCAACAACAAGUCUGCCACGUCCGCCGCGUCCAGUCCGCAACAACGCCUGCAACGCUUCCGUCGAGCAUACAAUCCCAUCCUACAGCUAUGUGGCCGUCCACAAACCCUAGCAUCUCACGCCCCCGCCCUCGAUCAACUCUAUUCCUCCCUGCAGACCAUCAACGCAUUGCUCGCUGACGAGAGCCGAUCCCCUGCUCCUCACCUCUGUCUCAACUUUACCCAGUCCUCGCAAAUCUACAGCGUCGUCGCCCGCGCUGCCUCGACCUCUCGCGAUCCUCGUCUCGUACGCCAGACUGUUCUCUUGUUCAGCUUGCUGCUCGAGAGCGAGGAUGAAGACUUCGUCGCUUCCCCGACCUUUGCCAAAUCCUUCAUGCGCUUUGCCCUGCGCCUUAUAGACUCCAACUCGGCUGGCUAUGGCGAAGACAUUGAGGCUGAUGUCGUCGAGCUCCUGUUUGCUGUCGUCGCAAAAAUCCGUGUACAACCUAAUAUUCUCUCCGUCUGGUUCUCCUCUUCAGCACACAAGGACGAUUCGCAAAAGGCUUCAGACCAAUUUGCCGGCCAAACACAAAAGGAUGACUUCCCCUUAUGCUAUCUUCUGAUCGAUCGUAUCCACCAUGAUGGGCGUAUCGGCGAUUUCGCUCGUACCGGUCUACUAUAUAUCUUCGAGGCCGUCUCCAAUUCUACACAUCUCGAAGAUUGGAUCAUCGAAAGCGACCUGCCUACCUUGAUGGCCUCCGGUCUUGGUGCCUUGUACAGUCAAUUAAGCCGAGAGUUGUCUAUUCUGCAUGACCACGACCGCCUACCUAUGAUCCUCGCUCUUUCAGAUUACAUCGAUGCUCAGCAGGUAUCGUCAACCGAGAACAUCUUCUCGCCAACACAUGCUACCCAUAUGGCCACUUUCCUAUCUCACCUUGCUUUCUGGCAAGACGUCUUGGAACACUGCAAGUCUGAAAGUGUCAAGACUACCCUGCUAGAUCAUUUCCGAGUCCUCUUUUUGCAACAGCUUCUCUAUCCCUCGCUGCUCCAGUCUUCUGACACAGAUGGCGGUUCAUCUGUCGCUGUCCUCACUUAUCUUUCCAAUAUUUUCGAGUCGCUAGACCAUCCCGAUCUAACACGAAUGGUACUGCAGUACCUCUUGGCUAUUCCUGAAACCAAACAAUCAGAACCUGUCUCACCUACUGUCCAAAGGAGGCAGAGUACCCUCAUGUUGCUGACACAAUCUGGCAACGACGAAGACAAACUUGAACCCACACUCUUUAGUCUGGUCGACCUUGUACUCAAUGGAAUCAGGUCGCACAAUCCACAGACAGUCGUCGCCGCUCUGAAACUCUCGUCAAUCAUGCUAACAAGGCAUCGCUCGUAUACAACCCUCACUUUACUGCAAUCAAAGUCAACUUUGGAGCCUGGAGAGAAGAGGACUGUCCAGGCUCUAUGCAUGGAGACGGACAUCCUCGUUCAAAUCGCUACAGGACUUGGUGGUGAAAUUGACGUUGAUGAGGCGUACGCCACCGCCUGUCAAGAUAUCACCGUCCCAAUGGAAGUCCAACUGACAAAUAGAACCCUGGAAGAGUCCUCGGUGCUGAAGAUUUCGCCGCACGACGCUUACAUUCAAUCAAUCCUUGCGGUUUUCGGAUCCUUCUUCUCCAAUAGCGUAGACGUCAACCUUUCCUUGACCGAGGCGACAAUCUGUCUGGCGUCAUGUGCUGGCAUUGGCCUUGACGGCUGGCUUGCUGUGCCCAGGGCAGACUAUCAAACAGCAACAUCCGAACCAGAGUUUGACACAACUAGUCUGGACGAGGAAGAAGCUGCAAAUCUCCGUCUGCUGCACACCAUGUACUCUCAGCAGCGCCGCGAUGGUUCUCAAGAUCCACAGCUGCCUUCAAUCUUGCGUGCUCUGAGUCGCCAGGUCGAAAAUAUUCGCUCUGACAUCCCGAUGAUUAAUCAUUUGGUCGAGAAACGUAUCGCAAUCCUGGGUGGGGCUGGUCGUGAAGACUUGCUUACUCAGCCUAAGACUUCUGCUGCUUCCAAUAGAAAAUCGACCGAGUCUUCGCGACCUAGCGAUCGUCAGAUACAACGCGUCCAGGAAGGAUCAAGACAGAGAUCAUCCUCGCGUGAGUCCAGUGGCCCUGGGUCGUCAACACCUGUGCGGGCCAGAGACAGUUCUUUAUCAGGAGUACCACCAAGAUCCAGCUCUCUCCCGCAAGCGUCCCGCGAACAACAAAAUUCGAUAUUCAGACCGCCACCUCCAGAAUCUCCCGAAGAAGAUAACUUGCCAGCUGAAAAUUUGUCAGUUCAGAAUGAGUCCAAGCAGAACGAAGCGCAGGCAUUGAGAGGAAGACUCCAAUUUGUUGCUGUCGAAUCUUCAGACAGCAAUACAGUUUUUGAGUACGUACCAAAUACUGUGGCUCAUAUCCAGUCAGAAGGCGAUGGUGAUAAAGAAACCAGAGAAGCCACUUUGAGCCAUGUCGUGACGAACAUAGUCAUCCUGCAACACUUUGUUGUAGAACUAGCUGCAGUGAUGAGGACCCGGGCAAUUGUUUUUGAGGAGGUUGCAUUCACUUGA